Molecule: messenger RNA, 4538 nt
Organism: Epinephelus moara (kelp grouper)
Lineage: Eukaryota; Metazoa; Chordata; Actinopteri; Perciformes; Serranidae
Product: tripartite motif-containing protein 60-like
Exons: 2
Coding region: 7-1797 (596 amino acids)
Molecular function (GO): zinc ion binding; protein binding
Source: RefSeq, a predicted model, not a curated record
GUAGACAUGGCCUCCGCCAGCAGCCUCCUAUAUGAAGAACAGCUCCUGUGUUCAAUCUGUCUGGAUGCGUUCAAUGAACCUGUCACUACUCCAUGUGGACACAACUACUGCAAGUCUUGUAUCACAGGGUACUGGGUCAGCAGUAACCAGAUCCAGUGUCCCCUUUGUAAGAGGAAGUUCCGCAAGAGACCUCAGCUUCAGGUCAACACAGAGUUCAGAGACAUGGUGGAGCAAUUCAACAACAUGAAGGUGAGGGGUGAAGAUGACAUCCCUGCCAAACCAGGGGAGGUGCCCUGUGACAUCUGCCUUGAGCCGAAGCGCAAAGCACAGAAGACGUGCCUGGUGUGUUUGGCCUCAUACUGCCAGACUCACCUGGAGCCUCAUCAGAGAGUCACAACCCUUAAAAAACACCAGCUGAUUAAUCCUGUGUCAAACCUUGAGGACAGGGUGUGUAAGAAGCACGACAAGAUGUUUGAGUUCUUCUGUUACACAGACCAGGCGUGUAUUUGUUCCAUGUGCCUGAAAGACAAUCAUGCAACACAUGGCGCUGUGCCAUUAGAGCAUGCGUUCAGAGACAGGAAAGCCCAGGUGGGCUCUGUGACAUCAGAGUUAAAAAAUAUGGAAAACAUUAAAUCUAGGAAUAUUAAGGAAAUUAAAAGCUUCCUUGAAAGAAACAAAAGAAGGUCAGAGAAAGAGAUAGCAGACAUUGCUGAGGUUUUCACUGCUCUGCUGGUCUCUCUGCAAAGAAGCCAGACUAAGCUGUUUGAGGUGAUCCAGGAGAAGCAGAAAGCAGCACGGAAGGAGGCUGAAGACCACCUGACAAAGCUGGAGCAAGAAGUCGCUGAGUUGAGGAGGAAAAGAUCUGAAAUGGAACAACUUUUACAAACAGACGACCACUUCAGCCUUCUGCAGAGCUGUCCAUCUCUCUCCGUCCCUGCACACACUGUCGUAUCCGAUGCUCUGACCCAAGCCACCAAGCCAAUAGACCUCACUGACAUCAGUCAGCAGAGCUUUGUGGAGAAGGUGAAAAAAGCAGGGGCUCAGGUGGAAAAGAUGCUCAAUAAUAAGACAGAGAUGAUUAUUCAUGAGGUCAGGUUAUCUGAUGGUUGUGAGGCUGCUGAACGGACUCUCAAAGAAGUGUGGUCACCACCUGAGGACAAGCUGAUGAUGAUCCAGCAGUGCAAUGCAAUGGAUGUGACUCUGGACACCUACUCAGCUAAUUCCAGACUCCUGGUGUCUGCGGAUGGGAAACAACUGAGAUUUCAUAAAGGUCUACCGUUUGCUUUAUUUGGGAGAAGAUUUCAGCAUCAGGCCUUUGUCCUUGGGAAAGAGGGUUUUUCCACAGGCAGGUUCUACUAUGAGGUUCAGGUCAGUGGGAGUAAGGGCUGGCUCUUGGGAGUGGUCAAAGAGUCCUUAAAGAGGGAGAUACUUCACUAUCCCACCCCAGGGGAUGGAGGCUGGACACUUGGUGGAUUCUGCGAUCAAAUCCAAGAGAUGUGUUUUGUUACCUCUGAUUGCUCUGCUCGCCUGUUCAUGAGGCAAACGCCCCAGAAAGUUGGUGUGUUUGUUGAUUAUGAGAAGGGAGAGGUCUCCUUCUAUGACAUGGAUGACAGGAGUGUGAUCCACUCCCACACAAGAUGUGCCUUCAUUGAGACCCCAACAGUUUUAAAAGCCCUUCUUUAUUCUAUGGCUGGCACAUCUUUAAGUGGCAGACAAAAGCUCUACCCUAUUUUUGGUAUCAUCGAUGAUGAUCCUGACAACAUGCUUGAAAUCACCCCAGUGACUUGGGUAACCUAAAGUGCCAUACAUAUCAGGGUACAUGAACCUACCUAAAGGUUAUUGUAGUGGUAUUACACAUUACAAAAAGACUAAACUUAAAGCGUAAAAGAGUAAUAUAUAUAUAUAUAUAUAUAUAUAUAUAUUCCUUGAUUUUAUUCUUAGCUUUUUGUUUUACUAGCCAUAUUGCAAUUAGUCAGAUAUUGGACUGAACAAAGCAGGUAAGAUUACUUAGAUGACCGCUGGUGAUGAUGAGGUUAAUUUCAGAUCAGGUAGAAAGGUAGAUCAGGCAUAUACUAUAUUUACAUCAAUGGUCGGUUUCUUUAGAGACCUCACUGUAGGAUGAAACAACCACAAGGAGUGGACAAUGGCUUCAUACAUACCCAAUUUCUUCUUUGGCACUUUUAGAAAUGCUUUUGUUGUAUAGUUUUAACAUUUAUCAAUGAGUCAAUCUACAGGUGACCUUUAUAAGAGAUCUUUAUUGAGAGAUCGCAAAGACUGGUAGUAGUGAUGGGGUUGAAAGUAAAAAUAUAUAUAUUAAUGAAACAAUAUUUGUGAGAGGGACUGAUGAAAAAGAAAUCAUUGACACUGUAAAAAAACUUAAGAAAGAGAAGUCUACAAUCUGAAAUGGUCUUGACAUGACUACAGUUAAAAAUAUCAUUGAUUGUAUAGCUAAACCCCUGUCUCACAUCUGUAGCCUGUCUCUACAAACCGGGAUAUUUCCAAAUAAAAUGAAAACAGCAAAAGUUAUACCCGUAUACAAAUCCGGAGACAGACAUACACUGUCAAACUACAGACCGGUUUCUCUGCUCCCACAGUUUUCUAAAAUACUGGAAAAAAUAUUUUAUAUACGAUUGGAUGAAUUCAUUACAAAACACAACGUACUGUAUGAACAACAAUAUGGUUUCAGAGCUAAAAGGACAACAUCAUUUGCACUCAUAAAAUUUGUAGAAAAAAUCACAACGGCAAUAGAGAACAAAGAAUAUGCGGUGGGGAUAUUUCUUGAUUUAAAAAAAGCAUUUGAUACAGUAGACCAUGAAUUAUUAAUAAAAAAAACUACAACUAUAUGGCAUCAGAGGGACAGCAUCAUCCUGGAUAUCCAGCAGUAUGUAGAAAUAAACGAUAAUAAGUCACAAUUGCAGGAGAUCACGUGUGGAGUGCCCCAGGGCUCAGUACUAGGACCAUUGUUAUUCAUACUAUACAUUAACAAUAUAUGUGAAAUAUCAAAAACCCUACAUACAAUUCUGUUUGCAGAUGACACAAACUUGCUCUGCUGUGGGGAUAACUUGGAGCAACUCUUGGACACUGUAGAAAAGGAGCUGAGCAGGAUGAAAACUUGGUUUGAUCAAAAUCACUGAACUGAACUUAAACAAAACAAAAUUCAUAAUCUUUGGGAAUAGAUCGACAAACUCAGACAAGAAACUCAUGAUAAAUUAUAUAGAAAUUGAAAGGGUAACAGAAAUUAAAUUUCUCGGAGUAAUAAUUGACAGUAAAUUAAACUGGAAGCCACACAUAAAGCAUAUUAAUGUCAAAAUAUCCAAAUCACUUGCAAUAAUGAAUAAAGUCAAAUACCUAUUAAAUCAAGCCUCACUAUAUACAUUGUACUGUUCCUUCAUACUUCCAUACAUCAGUUACUGUGUGGAAGUAUGGGGGAACACUUACAAAACAAACACACAUCCAGUAUUCAUCCUGCAAAAAAGAGCAAUUCGAAUCAUAAACAAAACCACAUACAGAGAACCUACAAAUUCACUUUUUAUCAAAUUAAAAACACUACAAUUCCAAGAUCUGGUUGAUUAUAAAAUUAUUCAAAUCAUGUACAAAGCAAUAAAUCAUCAAUUACCUGUCAGUGUCCAAGAGUUGUUCCAACUGAGAGAAAGUAAACAUAAUAUCAGAGGAAUCCACAUAUUCAAGAAACCAUCAAUCAGAACAACUGCAAAACUUCAUUGUCUUUCAGCCAAGGGUAUAAAUUUAUGGAAGAGCAACAACAAUGAAAUAAAAACAUAUGAAACUUUAACUAAACUAAAAAAACUAUUCAGAAAGAAAGUAUUGCGCAAAAAUGAGAUGGAACAGUGAUUUUUGUCUUGUUUUGUGAAUUGUGUUUUGUCUCGCUGGAAUGUUGUUUGAAAAUUCUGGUGUAUUUGUCUGUUAUUGUAUUAUAUCUUGAAAAUCGAACUUUGAGGGUUUUUUUGUAUUUUUUUUUUUGUUAAAUUGCACACAUAAAAUAUAAGGGGGGUAGGACUAGAAAAGUUUUUUUUUAACUUCUUCUUACCCCUUUUGAACAUGACCAAUAUCAUUUAAGUUGUCUAUUAUUUGAUUCUGCUUUCCUUGUUUUGUUUUUUUAUGUUGUAUGCUUUAUUUUGUUUGACUUUUUGUUUCUUUUAACAUGUUCAAUAAAAUUGUUCAAUCAAAUAAUCACUUUAAUAUUGGAAUAAUCAUUUAAGUGAUAGUAAACUAAUUUACUUUUGGUUUUGAACUGCUUCAACUGGGCUGACAUAGUCUUUGGGGAUGCACAUUUUUUUCAGUUAAGAUUACUGAACACCUGCUUUAUGCUGAGUAGCAAUAAUAUUGUUUAUCAAUGAGUUCUUGAAAAUUUAGUAUUCAAUAGUGUGCAAAUGACAUGUAUCCUUUUAUGUUUUGAUCACUCCAUUUGACACCCACUGAAGACAGGGUUCCACCAUUGUUUUAAGCAAGCUUUUUUGGAAGGCCAAGACAUAUCUAAUGAAUAAGCUUAAAAAGCAGGUGUUUGUUUUGUAUGUACUAUG